Molecule: messenger RNA, 257 nt
Organism: Austrofundulus limnaeus
Lineage: Eukaryota; Metazoa; Chordata; Actinopteri; Cyprinodontiformes; Rivulidae
Product: egl-9 family hypoxia-inducible factor 3
Biological process (GO): peptidyl-proline hydroxylation to 4-hydroxy-L-proline; cellular response to hypoxia
Cellular component (GO): nucleus; cytoplasm
Molecular function (GO): ferrous iron binding; L-ascorbic acid binding; peptidyl-proline 4-dioxygenase activity
Source: RefSeq, a predicted model, not a curated record
GCCAUGGUGGCGUGUUACCCUGGAAACGGGGCGGGCUACGUCAAACAUGUGGACAACCCGAACCAGGACGGACGCUGCCUCACCUGCAUCUACUACCUGAACAAGAACUGGAACCCUAAGGAGCACGGCGGGGUCCUCAGGAUCUUCCCUGAAGGGAAGCCGUACGUGGCCGACAUCCAGCCGCUGUUCGACAGGCUGCUGGUGUUCUGGUCCGACCGCAGGAACCCACAUGAGGUGCAGCCCUCCUUCUCCACCAG